GUUGCCUUUGCGGAACCUGCAGUCUGUGUUUAUACAAGGGAGGGAACUCACUUAGUAAACCUCAAACUGACGCUGAAACAUUGAAACAUGCCACAACUCUUAAUAGUCACCCUCAGCCUGUUACCAUGGAUCCCAGCCAUCCUCUGUGGGGUAACUACCGUGGAAGAGUUUGCAGUCCUGGAGGGUCGAUCCCUCACAGUCCCGUGUCAUUAUGAGCCUCAGUAUGCCGGCUACGUGAAAUACUGGUGCCAGGGGAGCACGAGGGAGUUCUGCACCAGCUUGGCCCGAACAGAUGACACCCGUUCGGCCAAUAUAGCUGAGGAUAAAGUGAGCAUUCUUGACGACAAGGUCCAGCUGGUGUUCACAGUGAUCAUGAAUGGCUUGAAGGAGGAGGACUCUGGGUGGUACAUGUGUGGUGUUGAGAUAGGUGGUGUAUGGACUGCUGAUGCUGUCGCAUUCACCAACAUCAAGGUCAUUCAUGGUAUGUCAGUGGUGAACAGCCGACUUAGUGGGGAAGAAGGGAGUUCCAUCACAGCUGAAUGCCUCUACAGUGAGAGAUACAGAGAAAGUGGGAAGAAGUGGUGUCGGAGUGGAGACUGGAGCUCCUGUCUGCUGACAGAUUCUGAAGGAAGCUACGAAGACACUUCAGUGGCCAUCAGUGAUGACAGAACUGGGGCUUUCACCGUAACCUUAAAGAAGCUGCAGAUGAGAGAUACCGGCUGGUACUGGUGUUCUGCAGGACAGCAGCAGAUAGCCGUGCAUGUGCUGGUCACACCACGGCCUACGACUACAGCAGUUUCUGUGACAUCCCCUCCUACACCAAGUCAGUCUGUUGCAAACCUGCCUCCACCCAGACCCAUCAGUAAGGAGUCCUGGAGCAGUUACCCUCACAUCUUGGAGCCUUUGCUGGUGUGCUCUUCUCUAAUGCUCCUUGUGGGCUUGGCCAUAUUGGCAAGAAAGAUGUGGAAACUGCACAAGCAGGAUCCUGUGCUAAGACAAGUCAGGGAGAUGAAAGCAAGGCACAAUAAAUAUUCAGGGGGUGACCUGCAAGAUGCUACUGUCGUUUUCAUUAACAAGGAUUCCCAGGACAUACACAUGUACUGAGUGUGUCAGUAGCCAGUAGUCAGUGCAUUGUCUCUCCCUGUUACUGAAUGUAAAUUUUGUGCUGGUUCACUGCAAGAACACAUUCUCUUUCCAGUUUCUUGUCUACAUUACACACAAUUCCACAUUUAAAGACAUUUAUGAUGUUUACUGCUCGCUACUUUCCAUAUGCAACUAGUGUAUACAUACUCCUCCUGUGUGACCAAUUUUCCACAAUAUAUUCAUGUGGUCUUCAAUUUAAUUUGGUCAAAAUCAGGGCCAUGACCACCACUAAUCACACUGAUAUCAUGUCUGCAGUAGCCUUCAUUUUUUUCUUUUACAGCCAAAAACCUGCACAUUAAUUUAGUCUGAUAUUUAGAUUCUGUAUACAUGAAAAAAGGAUUUUUGGCCGACAAAAUAAGCACAUAUAGGAUUCAUUAUUUCUACACUAGAGUUUUAUUUAUGAGGCAAAAUGAACACUUAACUUUAGGUCUGUAAUUUCCUGAUAAUUAUGUUUCAUGGAAAGAACGUAUUCAUUUUGGACUAUGGAAUAAUAGAGUGUUAAUGAUGUUAUUGUUAUUUAAGUUAAACCUGUGAUAAUACUGACUCAUAUGCUUUGGCCUGAGUUUUUUGGUCAUUUGAAGGCAGUAGAGACAAGCAAACACAACGAUGAGCUAUUAUCACCAUUUUAGUAUACAAUGAACUUGUUAGCUAAUCGCACAUCCAGCAGAUGCUGAGCAUUUAAUAGGAUUGUUGUUUGUGUCCCCCUCAUGAAUGUAAGUCCAAUAUUCUGUCAACUUUUACCUCUGUCUUGGUGUUUUGGUCUCCUCCAACAGGGAGGAGAUAUCUGGCCCUUUAGCUGCUAAAUGCUAGUUCCUAACCUUUAUGUAAUGCUGGAGGAAAAAUAAGAGCUAAGGGAAAGAGCAGAGCCUGAGAAGUAAUUGAUUUCCAAGGGAACUUCCUUGAAACUAUUCCAUUUUAAUGAAUUGUGUUGAAAAUAUUAUUGAACAGCUAAUCCAGCUGCAGUAGUCAUGGACAUUUACCACUGGGCUGUGUAAAAGACGGAUUUAGACAAGAUGGUGGAAAUUUUGUUGUCUGCUCUAAAUUUCUAUCUGUUUUUUCUGACUGUUGCAAAUAAUUAGGUCCAGUGUGAAUAAAUAAUACCUGUAAGGCAGUAAAUAGUAAGCCCGGAGGACUGACAUGAGCACAUUUUUAGUUUUUGUUGCUUCAGAUUACAAAAUAAUUAAAUGGCCAAUUAAUAUUUACACAUAGAUGCAGUCUGUUUGACAGAAAACAUCUGGUAGCAAGCUCUGAUGAUAUUGAGCCUUGUUAUGAGACAUACUUAUUUUAAGAAACAGAAUAUAUUAGAAUGAGUUCACAAAUUAACUCUGAAAGAAACAGCUCCACAUUUCAUGCUUGAACUGUCAGUUCUCAUACUGAGCCUCAUAUGAUGUGUUAGAAUUGUAAAUUGAACAGGCUAAUGAGACGACUGCAGCAUCUAUGUGACCAACUAGAUCUUGGAAUUCUUAGUAAUAGCUGUGUCUCACCUUCAUAUUCUUUUUUUUCUGGUAUACAGAAAAACAUGAUUUGUAAAAAUAAAAUUCCAGAGAUUCAGUGUUCA
Lates calcarifer (barramundi perch) is the source of this 2701-nucleotide messenger RNA. RefSeq names its product polymeric immunoglobulin receptor (gene pigr). Gene Ontology annotation, cellular component: plasma membrane. The transcript has 8 exons. Gene Ontology annotation, molecular function: transmembrane signaling receptor activity. NCBI's taxonomy places the organism in Eukaryota, Metazoa, Chordata, Actinopteri, Centropomidae. The record is from RefSeq and is a predicted model, not a curated record. The coding region runs from base 88 to 1104 and encodes 338 amino acids.